ACCUGAAAUAUGUCACUAACGGCCGUUUCCUUAUAGCAGAAGACAACAUGAGCAUACACUGCGGCCUUUCCAGCUCCAGCCGCCAACAAAUCUCGUUCGCUGUCACUGCCUAGCGCGCCUGACAGAGCGUCACGUGCGCCAAUGCCCUCGGUGGGCGUGUCAGAAAAUGCAUCGUAUACCACCGAGCUGGGCGUGGCCAGCCGCCUCUCACACGGCCCUGAGCGUGGUCCCGCCCCCUCCUCCAGCGGGCCCCCGGAUGACGUCUCCUGGCUGGAGGUGCUGGCCUUCCUGGGCAAGCUGCUGGGCGCAGUCGCCGCGCUGAAAGCAGCAGAGUACCUGCUCCGUGCACUGUGUGCAGUCAUGGCCUGGAAGUCAGGGGGAGCCAGCCAUUCCGAACUGGUCGGCAACCUGCGCAAAAAUGGGAUCAUCAAGUCAGACAAAGUAUUUGAAGUAAUGCUAGGAACUGACCGAAGGCAUUAUGCAAAGUGCAAUCCUUACAUGGAUUCUCCACAGUCGAUAGGUUAUCAAGCAACAAUUAGUGCUCCACACAUGCAUGCAUAUGCAUUAGAACUCCUCCAUGACCAGUUGCAUGAAGGUGCCAAAGCUCUAGAUGUAGGAUCUGGAAGUGGAAUUCUUACUGCCUGUUUUGCAAGAAUGGUUGGAGCUAAAGGACAAGUAGUAGGAAUUGACCAUAUUAAAGAAUUAGUAGAUGAUUCUAUAAAUAAUGUGAAAAAAGAUGAUCCAGCAUUACUAUCUUCAAGUCGUGUAAAAUUAUUAGUUGGUGAUGGACGAAUGGGCCUUCCUGAAGAGGCACCUUAUGAUGCUAUUCACGUUGGGGCAGCAGCACCUGUUGUACCACAAGCACUUAUAGAUCAGCUUAAACCUGGGGGAAGACUAAUACUACCUGUUGGACCAGCUGGAGGAAACCAGAUGUUGGAGCAGUAUGACAAGUUAGAAGAUGGAAGUGUCAAAAUGAAACCUCUGAUGGGGGUGAUCUAUGUGCCUUUAACAGACAAAGAGAAGCAAUGGUCAAGGGAUGAAUUGUAAUGUCUUCAUCACUCCAAUUCAAACAUAGUAUUAUGGUGUGGUGCUUCUACUGCACUCUCAAAGGCUUUUUCCAGAUUCCUCAUCGGUGCAGCUUUUUUUGGAUUUUGUUGCCCUGUUAAAAUGGCAUGGAGGUGUUUUAUUUUUUCCUUUUGGCUUUUAAGAAAACUGUAAACUGUGCAAGUUUAACUUGAGAUCUUUAAUUUAAGCUUUUUUUCUCCCCUUAUGUUAUGCAUUAAAAAUGCCAGUGUUUAACCCAAUGCAAAUACACCACAUUGUGAACUAUUUAAAAUUGCACUUAUAUUAUUUUAAUAUCUGGAAACAUUAAAACUGCAACAUUCAGCAUCAAUGUUAAAUUAGCAAAUGGUCACAAAAUGACACUAGAGUACAUACACAAUGUCACAUUUCUGCUAAAUGCUGCUAAACAUAGAACCGAGCUUCCUUCUCAGAGCUUUUUUUGAUGUGGUGUGUUAGAGUAGCAUGUGGAUGCUUUACUUGAGUACCAAGAUGUGUGCUUCUUGCUACCCCGUUGGUGCUUGAGCACAAUGGCCUGGUAUCUUCAGUACGAGAGCUGUAGACACCUGAACACAUAAAUAAUUUUCGUUGUUUUCAGAUACAAAAAUAAUUGGCAACCGAUGUUACAACCAAGCUUUUUUCCUGUUGAUGCAGUUUAUAGUUCACUGCUGUGUACAACACGUGCUGUGUAAGCCAUGUUCUUGCAGUUGAACAGUUUAUGCAGUUACGCUUUGCCAAAUAAAGUACAAAACAAGAUUGCUCCUGAGGUAA
Molecule: messenger RNA, 1830 nt
Organism: Nanorana parkeri
Lineage: Eukaryota; Metazoa; Chordata; Amphibia; Anura; Dicroglossidae
Gene: PCMT1
Product: protein-L-isoaspartate (D-aspartate) O-methyltransferase
Exons: 8
Coding region: 142-1047 (301 amino acids)
Biological process (GO): protein modification process
Cellular component (GO): cytoplasm
Molecular function (GO): protein-L-isoaspartate (D-aspartate) O-methyltransferase activity
Source: RefSeq, a predicted model, not a curated record